This is a messenger RNA of Thamnophis sirtalis, 2727 nucleotides long. The record is from RefSeq and is a predicted model, not a curated record. NCBI's taxonomy places the organism in Eukaryota, Metazoa, Chordata, Lepidosauria, Squamata, Natricidae.
ACCACAUAGAGAUUAUGAUUUAUCUUCUCUCAUUGCAGCUCCACAUUGAAUCUUCCAGUCCAACAGUGUUACCACCAUCCGCUUUACCAUUAGAAUUGCUAAACAAUGCUGUGGCUGGAUUUAGUACCAUAGAAGAACUGAUCAAGUACCUUGAGCCUGACCGGUGGCAGUUGGAUCUGGAAGACUUAUACAAACCAGCUUGGCAUCUUCUCGGGAAAGCCUACAUUCAUGGCAGAAAGUCAAGAGUUGUAGAUUUGAACCUGCUGAAGGAGGAAGUAAGAAUGUAUAGCUGUACUCCACGCAACUUUUCAGUGUCAGUACGAGAAGAAUUGAAACGAACAGACACCAUUUUUUGGCCACUUUGUCUUCUGGUUAAACGCUGCGGUGGAAAUUGUGCCUGUUGUCAACAUUCUUGCAGUGAAUGCCAAUGUGUCCCUACCAAAGUCACCAAAAAGUAUCAUGAGGUCCUGCAGCUGAAGCCCAGAAGUGGUAUGAGAGGAUUGCAUAAAUCUCUGACAGAUGUCCCUUUGGAUCAUCAUGAGGAGUGUGACUGUGUGUGUAAAGGAAAUACAGAAGGAUAAAAGGAACUUCUUUCUUCUACAGCACAUUGAAUUAGAGGCUUAUUCUGUUCUGGGGCUUGUGCAUUAAUCUCCUUGUAUAAUCUCAGUUGUUUCCUUUGAAGAUCUUCCAUGUUCAAGAUUGAUGGUUCUGGGGAGAUGAAGAGAGAAGAAAUGAAACAGAGAUUAUGUAUGCAAUGUAACAGCACAUGAAAGCCCAUUAAAACUAUGAGCAGAAGGCAUUGAUGAGGAUUUCUUUUCCUCCACCUUGAUAUAAAUAUAUAAUAUCAUCUCUUUUGCUCAUCCUGAAUUUUAAAAGAUUUAAGUUUAGAAAUGCUCAAAACCCGAACUCUUCUAAUAGCCCUCCUUCUGCAGGUCAGUUGCUUCUGGCUUUUCAUUCUAAACUUCUGGAAUCUUAUUUCACUUAUUGCAGUAACUCCUACAUGUCCUAAAUUAAAGUGUCAAUUGCUUAAAACUGUGUUAUUCUGAGUUAAACUUACAUUUUUCACUUAUAGAUAUGAAAAGGACUGCACCCUUUUCUAUGUUUUUCCCCAGUCAGGUUCCUGUCAUUUUGCAAAAAUGCCUGGUCAGUAUAUGUGAGCAAGGAGGAAAAAAUUGAAAUCAAUGAAGUGUCUUAUUCCUCCCACUAGUGCCUUCAAGGGUUUUUUUUUGUUUGUUUAUAUUUUUAUAUUUUUGUUGUGUACAUUUUUAUACUCUUUGAUGGCAUAACAUUUUGCUUUUCUAAUCUUGUUAAAUUUAUCUAUUUUUUACCAAAGGUAUUUAAUUUUCUUUAUAUUUACAACUUAGAAAAAUUGUAUUUUAGUCCUGUAAAAUCCAGAGUCAGUGUUACAGGAAGAGGAUAGAAAGAAUUACUGGUUGUAUAAUUCAAGGGAUGUAGUGGUGCAUGUGCACAUAGAAAAAUAAAGCAGAUGAAAAUAUCACUCUGACUUUACAAUUGUAGAUAAGUAGAUUCAUCAUGCUGGAAUAAGAAGGAACGUAAUAGCUGUUUUAAGCCUUUUUAUAUUCUAGUGCCUUGAUCUAGAGAGAAUGUCUGUGAGCAUAGAAAGAGGCUUCAGCAUGCAUAAAUAAGAAAAUAAAUACCAUUUGUUGGAUGAGAGAUUACUAGCAUAAAUCUGAUAAGCAUCAGAAUACUCAUCAGAGGAUAACUGUUAACCUGCAUUGCACUGGCUUGAAUGGGUUACAUAUCUGUACCAUCUACAUCCUGGCAGAAUUAUUUUUUGCAGAAGUAUAGUUUUUAUAUGUGACCUAUGAUAGAUUGGGAAGCAGGUAUCGUCAUGAAAAAAUAAUAAUAAAUUCCAACACAAUGAGGUCUUGUCACCAAAUUAUAUAAUGGGUUGAUUAAAAAUAUGCACAUAUUUAUUGCUACAGACACAACAAUUUUAAUAUUAUCAUUGACAGUUGCUUCUUCAUAAGGCCUAUAGAUUCCAGUAUUUUAAUGAUGUAUAGAAUAAUUUUUGAAAUGUGGAUUUGCUUACAGUAUGUACAGUUUAUAUAUAAACUAGUACAUUUAUUCUCAUCUUGGACAAGAAGGGAAGAAGUAGUAAAAUAUUUUGCUUGUAAAAUACUUUUAAAUUGUCUAGUGUUGUUUUGUGUGAAUGCCUGUUUCCUUUUAUUGUUUGAAUUUAUGUAAUUCACAAAAUAAUUAUUGGGAUAGAAAGAACUCACUAUAUCUACCUAUGGAAGGUAGUUACCAUUUAAUUUAAAAAAAUAUUGUUUUGUUUCUUCAUGUGGCAUAUGCUAUCUAGCAGUCUAAACGCUUCCAUUUCAGUUGCUGCAGGAAAUAUAUGGACAGCUGCAUGCAAAUAUUUAGGAAUGCCUGGUUAAAAUGUAUGUUUUAUUGAAUGCCUAAAUCAGGGGUGCCAACCUUAAAUCAGGGGUGUCAAACUGGCAGCCCGUGGGCCGGAUGCAUCAUGCGCAGGCCGUGCCCACCCCAGCUCUGCGAAGGGGGAGAAUGUCAAAAUACAUCACGUGAUGGCAACGUGACACUGCAAGUUUUAACACCCAUGUCCUAAAUGAACAGAGGUUGACACAACUUCAGCAUGAGAGAAAAAAAUAAAUAAAACAUGACACAUUCCUACAAAUGUUGAUGCCUACUUGUUAUUUCAAUACAGUUGUGUACAGAUUCACAAUAAAUUAAUAGUAAAUAUGA